This is a messenger RNA of Nylanderia fulva, 6265 nucleotides long. Its product is annotated as neural-cadherin. Gene Ontology annotation, cellular component: catenin complex; plasma membrane. The record is from RefSeq and is a predicted model, not a curated record. Gene Ontology annotation, molecular function: cadherin binding; beta-catenin binding; calcium ion binding. Gene Ontology annotation, biological process: multicellular organism development; neuron projection development; cell migration. NCBI's taxonomy places the organism in Eukaryota, Metazoa, Arthropoda, Insecta, Hymenoptera, Formicidae.
CCUGCGUACGUAUCGCACGUAUAUAGCCCUGUGUGUGCUCCUCUGCCCCAUCGUAUAAUAUAGGACUCCUCUCUCCUGACCACUCUUCCUCCCUCCUAUCAACCCUCUCUGUCAUUCGUUACCCUCUCUCUCUCUUUCUCCAGUUUCUUUCGCGAUUCUUCGUAUGCAUCCCUUUUGCCGCGCACACGUGCACGUCGUACGGGAUAUCCGCGGAUGAAGGCAUGUCGAUGACGGGACUCGUUGCGAUACGUCGGUACCGGCCCGCGCGGAGAUAACGCGUCGCCGGAAGUGUAGUGCGCGGAAUCGACGCGGCCGCGCGCGGCGGGAAUUCGCCAGAAGCGAACGGAAGCGGCUGACGCGAGGAAGUAUCCGCGCCGAAAGGAAGUAGAGAGAUCCGUCUCGUUACGUGGGAACGUAUAGUGGCGAAGGUGGUUUGACAGUGUAUCGUCCCCGUAUUUGUUUUUUUUGUGCGUGCAUGUGUGCGAGAGUGCGAGAGUGCGUAUGCGCUCCGAAAAGUGCUCGGAAGCGUGAAUAAUCGGGAGUGAUCUUUGUUGGUGGGUGAGAGUUCCCUGGGAGUUCUUGUGGGUCCGUCGUCGGUUUCAUCGGACCGGCUCGUUUAUGUGAUGUGAACGUGGUUUAAUGGUUGAUCCGCUAAAACUCUUCUGGGUUAUUACCAACAGCACCUACCUAGUAACGAAAUUCAUCCGAAUUGGGAUAGCUGACAAGAACGACAAUCCCCCGUACUUCGACAAGGGCCUCUACGAGGCAGAGGUAGAUGAAAAUGAAGACAUUCAGCACACGGUACUCACCGUCACCGCCAAAGAUCACGACGAGUCCUCGCGUAUUCGAUACGAGAUCACGAGCGGGAACAUAGGCGGUGCAUUCGCCGUGAAAAACAUGACCGGCGCCAUUUACGUCGCGGGUGCGUUGGACUAUGAGACGAGGAAGAGGUACGAGCUUCGGCUUACUGCCUCGGAUAACUUGAAGGAGAAUUACACGACGGUUGUAAUUCACGUGAAGGACGUAAACGACAACCCGCCUGUCUUCGAGCGACCAAAUUACAGAACACAAAUUACGGAGGAGGACGACAGGACUCUGCCGAAACGCGUGCUCGGGGUAACUGCGACUGACGGGGAUAAGGACAGACCGCAGAACAUUGUCUACUUCCUAACCGGGCAAGGUAUCGAUCCCGAUAAUCCUGCUAACAGCAAGUUCGAUAUCAACCGUACGACCGGAGAGAUCUUUGUUCUGAAGCCGCUUGACAGAGAUCAACCGAAUGGUCGACCGCAGUGGCGAUUCACCGUGUUUGCUCAAGACGAGGGUGGAGAGGGUCUUGUGGGUUAUGCCGACGUUCAGGUUAAUCUCAAGGACAUCAAUGACAACGCUCCAAUAUUCCCGCAAGGAGUCUACUUCGGCAACGUCACCGAGAACGGCACCGCAGGAAUGGUUGUGAUGACAAUGACAGCCGUGGAUUAUGAUGAUCCGAGCGAAGGUACGAAUGCAAGGCUCAUUUAUUCCAUCGAGAAGAAUGUCAUCGAGGAGGAGACUGGCUCGCCCAUUUUCGAGAUUGAGUCGGAAACUGGUGUAAUCAAGACUGCAGUAUGCUGCUUGGACCGAGAACGUACACCGGAUUAUUCUAUACAAGUCGUUGCAAUGGAUGGAGGGGGGUUAAAAGGUACCGGGACGGCAUCGAUACGGGUAAAAGAUAUAAACGAUAUGCCGCCAGCAUUUACGAAAGAGGAGUGGUUUACCGAGGUGGACGAAACAGAGGGGCCAGAUCUGCCGGAAAUGCCGAUACUCACUGUUACCGUUCACGACGAAGAUGAGACCAAUAAAUUCCAAUACAAGGUAAUCGAAAACAGUGGUUACGGUGCUGAUAAAUUUACCAUGGUACGAAACAACGAUGGCACAGGAUCAUUGAAAAUUGUACAGUCGCUGGAUUACGAGGACCAACUGCAGAGUAACGGCUUUAGAUUUAGAAUACAAGUGAACGAUAAGGGCGAAGACAACGAUAAUGACAAGUACCACGUGGCCUAUUCUUGGGUAGUUGUGAAAUUGCGAGACAUCAACGACAAUCAACCACAAUUUGAGAAAGCCAAUAUCGAAACUACUGUCCCGGAGAACGCCCGCAUAGGUAGCAGCCUGGAAACGUUCAAAGCCACUGAUCCAGACCAAGGUGGAAAGAGCAAGGUCUCCUAUUCUAUUGAUAGAAGUUCCGAUCGAAAGAGGCAGUUCUUCAUCAAUGAAAAUGGCACCGUAUCGAUACAGAGAAGUCUAGAUCGCGAAGAGACGCCUCGACAUCAGGUUAAAAUUUUGGCGAUCGAUGAUGGAAUACCACCUAAGACCGCGACAGCCACUUUGACAGUCGUUGUACAAGACAUUAAUGACAAUCCGCCGAGGUUCCUCAAGGACUAUCGUCCAGUUUUACCCGAAUACGCACAAACGAAGAAGGUCGUCGAGAUUCUUGCUACCGAUGACGAUGACCGGUCGAGGAGCAACGGCCCUCCAUUCACUUUCAGGAUGGAUCCUAAUGCAAACGAUGUUAUCAGAGCUAGCUUCAAAGUUGAAAGCGAUAACAAGGGAGCCAAUGGAGAUGGAAUGGCUGUAGUGUCAUCCUUACGAUCCUUUGACAGGGAACAACAGAAGGAGUUUUUAAUCCCCAUCGUCAUCAAGGAUUCUGGAAAUCCUUCUAUGUCUGGGACCAGUACCUUAACAGUUAUCAUAGGGGAUGUUAAUGAUAAUAAAAUGCAGCCUGGUUCUAAGGAAAUCUUUGUAUAUAAUUACGCAGGACAAUCGCCAGAUACCGAAAUAGGUAGGGUGUAUGUGUACGAUCUGGACGACUGGGACUUACCGGAUAAGAAAUUUUAUUGGGAAGGACUGGAACACGCGCAAUUUAGACUCGAUGAGGAUACAGGAAUGAUUUACAUGAAGUCCGGCACGCACGAUGGCAAAUAUCAUCUACGGUUUAAGGUCUACGAUCGGAAGCACACGCAAACGGACGUACCUGCGAACGUGACUGUCACCGUGAAGAGUAUUCCGCAUGAAGCAGUAUUAAACUCAGGGUCGGUUCGAAUAUCAGGGAUAACGGACGAAGAUUUUAUUCGAGUCUGGAAUUAUCAGAAUCAAACUUUAUCUCGGAGCAAAGCGGAUCUGUUUAAGGACAAGCUGUCGCAUCUGUUGAGCAUAGACAGGGAUAAUGUAGACGUGUUCAGCGUUCAAUUAAGGAGAGUACAUCCACCAUUGACAGAUGUUAGAUUUGCUGCACAUGGUUCGCUGUACUAUAAACCAGUCAGACUUAAUGGCAUGGUACUUAUGCAUCGUGAAGAGAUCGAGAAAGACGUGGGUAUCAAUAUAACUAUGGUCGGCAUCGACGAGUGUUACUACGAAAAUGAGAUGUGUGAAGGUAGCUGUACAAACACCCUUGACAUCAGCAACCUGCCAUACAUGGUGAACGCAAACAGAACUGCCCUUGUUGGUGUACGAGUGGAUGUGAUAGCCGAAUGUACCUGUGGAGCACGAAACUUCAGUAAGGGAGAGUCCUGCAGGAACAGUCCUUGUUACAAUGGUGGACGCUGUGUGGAAGAUCGGUUUGGAUUAUCAUGUCAAUGUCCAUCUGGCUACAAUGGUCCGAGGUGUCAACAAACUGCCAGAAGUUUCCGAGGCAACGGUUGGGCGUGGUAUCCUGCUUUGGAAAUGUGCGACAACAGUCACUUGAGCUUCGAAUUUAUUACAAAGAAGCCCGACGGAUUAUUAUUGUACAAUGGUCCAAUCGUUCCUCCUGAAACCGAUGAAGUAAUGGUUUCCGAUUUUAUUUCGGUCGAAUUGGAACGUGGUGCACCGAGGUUGCUGAUCGAUUUUGGUUCCGGCACUUUGGAAUUAAAGGUAAAACCAAAACAACCCUUGGACAACGGCGAGUGGCAUCGACUCGAUAUUUUCUGGAAUACAGAGACUGUAAAACUCAUCAUCGAUUACUGCAAAACUGCAAAUAUAUCCGAGUUGGAGGAUGGAAGCCCGCCGGAAUUCAUCGACAAUAGUUGCCAGGCUACGGGAACGGUGCCACCCUUCAAUGAAUAUCUGAACGUGAACGCGCCUCUGCAGAUCGGUGGACUUUACGUGGAACAAUUCGACCCUACGCACUACAAAUGGAAACACAUGCCGGUCGGGAAGGGCUUCGACGGCUGCAUUAAGAACCUCUUCCACAACAGCAAACUGUACGAUCUCGCUCAUCCGGGUCUGUCGCGAAACAGCGUCGCCGGUUGUCCGCAAACAGAAGAGAUCUGCAAUAAUCAAGAAUCGACGUUCCGUUGCUGGGAGCACGGCACCUGCGUAGGCAGCUUCACCGACGCGAAGUGCCAGUGCAAUCCUGGCUGGACCGGUCCUGGAUGUAUGACACCGACAAUUCCGACCACCUUCAAGCCGCAGAGCUACGUCAAGUACGCGUUAUCCUUCGAGCCGGACAAAUAUUCCACGCAGAUACAAUUGAGAUUCCGCACUCGCGAGAUUCACGGUGAACUCUUUAGAGUGAGCGAUCAACACAACAGGGAAUACGCUAUUUUGGAAAUCAAAGACAGUAGACUGCACUUCAGGUAUAAUCUGAACAGUCUUAGAACAGAGGAGCGAGAUAUCUGGCUCUCGGCGAUAGCCGUUGAUGACGGGCAAUGGCAUACAGUGCGGGUAUCAAGAUACGGAUCUGCAGCUACCCUGGAACUGGACGGUGGCGAAGGACGAAGAUUCAACGAGACCUUCUCCUUCGAAGGACAUCAGUGGCUCCUGGUGGACAAGCAGGAAGGUGUCUACGCUGGUGGCAAAGCGGAAUAUACUGGUGUCCGCACAUUUGAGGUUUAUGCGGACUAUCAGAAAGGUUGCUUGGACGACAUAAGAUUAGAAGGAAAACAUCUUCCGUUACCACCUGCCAUGAACGGGACACAGUGGGGUCAGGCAACGAUGGCGCGAAACUUGGAAAGGAACUGUCCAUCGAAUAAACCGUGCGCCAACGUCAUUUGCCAAGAUCCUUUCGAGUGCAUCGAUCUGUGGAACGAGUAUGACUGCACCUGCGGAGAAGGAAGGAUUCCAUCGCCGGAUAAUAAAGGAUGUAUGGACAAGAAUGAGUGCAUCGACUAUCCUUGCUUGAAUGGUGGUAGAUGCAUCAAUCAGGAUCCGCGAUUCCGAUAUCGAUGCAUCUGUCCUGAUGGUUUCUGGGGUGAAAACUGCGAACUGGUGCAAGAAGGUCAAACGCUUAAGCUGAGUAUGGGUGCACUGGCAGCCAUUCUCGUCUGUCUGCUGAUCAUUCUUGUUCUCGUGUUGGUGUUCGUCGUCUACAACAGAAGACGAGAAUCUCACAUAAAGUAUCCUGGUCCGGAUGAUGACGUGAGGGAGAAUAUUAUCAACUACGAUGACGAGGGUGGCGGAGAGGAUGACAUGACUGCGUUCGACAUCACGCCUCUGCAGAUCCCGAUCGGUGGCCCGAUUCCGGAAAUGGGCGGCAAGAUGCCUCCGUGUAAAGUGGCCUAUCCACUUGGACCGGAACCGAAUGUCGGCAUCUUCAUCGAGGAUCAUAAGAAGAGAGCCGACAGUGACCCGAAUGCACCGCCCUUCGAUGAUUUGCGAAAUUACGCUUACGAGGGUGGCGGAAGUACCGCGGGAUCUCUGGAAUCAUUAGCCUCCGGUACGGAUGACGAGCAACACGAGUACGAGUAUUUAGGCGCCUGGGGUCCGAGAUUCGACAAACUGGCCGACAUGUACGGUCCCGCGGAGGAGAUAAGCGAAGAGGAGGACUAAGUUAGCGUCCAAAAAAAAAAAAAAAACAAUACAGCCGAGUAGUCUCUACAUUACACCACACCAAGUCACGCGAUCCAUAUCAUCCGAAUGAGUAGUGCUCUUGAUCUUGAUCGAGGCGACCCUGAACCUCGUCGAAAUCGUGGGGAUCAGGGCUCUACAUCACGAACAUUCGGAGGAUCUCGAGGGAUGCACGCGCGAAAAUCCUCGCGCGAGAGUGAUGAAUUUCUCGAGGAGCGGCAGCAUAUAUAUUCUCAUAGUUGUGUGCGGCUAGUGAAAGUACUAUGACACACGCGACGUUAAAUGUUACGUCACACGUCGCAGUGUCAUCCGCGGUGCGUGCACAAAAAAAAACACAUACAACACACGCACAUAUAUAUAUACAUACAUACUCGGGGUCGAAAAAAAGGCGAACGUUGCAAUAAAAUGCGAUGGUUAAGACGAAUGGUAGAGAUGUUUAAUGAGAAGGCGGAGAGAGAGAGAGAAAAAG